UUUCUGAAGGAAACACACAGGAACGGGGGGGACACGCUCUCCUGUUUUCUUUUUUCACACCUUUCUCGCAGUCUUGUCUGUCACCGUUGUCACGGCCGAUGGUUCUCUAGCUGUGCCUCCUGUAUCCACCUCAGCAUCGGAUUUUGCUUUUAUUUCUCCUCUCCUUGAUUGGCUGAACCGGGGCUGAUCCCAGCCAACCUGGGCCGGGCCGUGGUGCUGUUCAGCGAGCCUUAUAGCUGAAGUUGGCACCGGAGAUGAGCGCCUUGAGACACGGGAGCGGGGCUCUCUAUUCGCCGGGGAGAGGGUCUGGGUCGUGGCGGUGCCUGUGGUGGUGGUGGGUUGUUGCGCUCGGGGUGACAGCGGGCUCGGGAGAUCCUUGGAUGUCCGCGGAGGCAUGCCCGUCGUCUUGUUCCUGCAGCAGCACCAGGAUCUCCUGCGUUGAUCCGGAGCGGGGUAUUAAUUCCUUUCCCGUCCUGCAGAGCGAGGCGGAGAUGGAGAACAUCACCGAUAUCUACAUCGCCAACCAGAGCAGCUUCUCCUCCAUCAACGACAAAGACCUGCACUCCUACAAGAAUCUCAGGAACCUAACGGUGACCAACAGCAGGCUUACAUAUGUAUCGAAGCUGGCCUUUCAAAACAACAUCAAAUUACAGUACCUGAAUCUGAAAGAUAACAACCUGUCAUCACUGUCCUGGAGGAUAUUCAAACACCUCAACAUCUCUUAUCUGAUCCUGUCAGGGAACCCUCUUCACUGCUCCUGUGAGAACAUGUGGAUCAAGCUGUGGUUAGGGGAGGAAGCAGACACUCAGGAGCUGCGCUGCAUUGAGGAUGGAGGAGGACGUAAACUGUCCAGACUGACACUUCCUAAGUGUGAGGUUCCCAUGGCAACGUUGAGCCCAGCCAAAGUGACUGUAAUGGAGGGGGAGAACGUGAAGCUGUCCUGUACGACCUCUGGUGUGCCCUCACCUGAGCUGAUUUGGAACAUGUCAUUGGUCACCAACUAUGUGAUCGAGACAUCUGGCCAGAUUUCGGUGCUACGACUGUCCAACCUGUCGUCGAUGGACCACAACAGCAAGAUCAGCUGCACCGCUGAGAACAUUGUAGGAGAGAAGGAGUCCUCUCUGCAGCUGGAUAUACUUUUUCCCCCCAAAAUCACUAAACUGAGUGAUGCAAUCCCAGACCAUCACUGGUGCAUCCCCUUCAGUGUGUCAGGAAACCCAGAGCCCCAGCUACAAUGGUAUCUGGACGAUGAAGCGGUGACAGAGGGGCUCUACAUCAUGACCUUGAUCCACGACAUCACAGAGAGGGAGUACCACGGCUGCCUGCAGCUGGACAGCCCCACACACCUCAACAAUGGGAGGUACAGACUGGUGGCUAAAAACAAAUACGGGUCAGACCAAAAGGAGGUGGAGGCUCACUUCAUGCACAAGCCCUGGGAUGGUGAGGAGUUCAUUUUCUAUAUCAACACAGGUACUGUCAGUCCCCCUGUAGACCCACCUGAGGAUAGAGUCGCAGUGUACGUGGUGGUGGGCAUCGCCGCUGUAGCCUUCACUGGUUUCCUGCUAAUGUUGGUUAUUCUCAAGUUUGGAGGAAAUUCCAAGUUUGGCAUCAAAGGACCAUCGUCAGUGAUCAGUAACGAUGAUGACUCAGCUUCUCCUCUUCACCACGUCUCCAAUGGCAGCAACACUCCUUCGUCCUCAGAGAUGGGCCCAGACGCCGUAAUCAUCGGCAUGACCAAGAUCCCAGUGAUAGAAAACCCUCAGUACUUCAGGAGCACAAACAGUCUGCUGAAAACGGACACGUUCGUCCAGCACAUUAAGAGACACAACAUUGUGCUGAAGAGAGAGCUGGGAGAGGGAGCCUUUGGAAAAGUCUUCCUGGCUGAGUGUUACAACCUCUCGCCUGACCAGGAGAAGAUACUGGUGGCUGUGAAGACACUUAAAGAGGCCAGUGAAAAUGCCAGGAAGGAUUUCCACCGUGAGGCUGAGCUCCUGACCAACCUUCAACAUGAACACAUUGUCACUUUCUAUGGAGUCUGCGUGGAGAGCGACCCCCUCAUCAUGGUGUUUGAGUACAUGAAACAUGGAGACCUCAACAAGUUCCUCAGGGCUCACGGUCCGGAUGCAGUUCUGAUGGCAGAGGGCCAGACCACCAGACCUGUGGAGCUGACCCAGUCUCAGAUGCUGCACAUCGCCCAGCAGAUAGCAUCUGGCAUGGUCUACCUGGCAUCACAGCAUUUUGUGCAUCGCGACCUAGCCACCAGAAACUGCCUGGUGGGUGAGAACCUGCUGGUAAAGAUUGGAGACUUUGGCAUGUCCAGAGACGUCUACAGCACUGACUACUACAGGGUCGGAGGUCACACCAUGCUGCCAAUCCGCUGGAUGCCCCCUGAAAGCAUCAUGUACAGAAAGUUCACCACGGAAAGUGAUGUUUGGAGUCUAGGAGUCGUUCUCUGGGAGAUCUUCACCUAUGGAAAACAGCCUUGGUACCAGCUCUCCAACAAUGAGGUGAUAGAGUGUAUAACCCAGGGCCGGGUGCUGCAGCGCCCCAGGACCUGUCCUAAAGAAGUCUACGACCUGAUGCUGGGCUGCUGGCAGAGAGAGCCACACAUGAGACUCAACAUCAAAGAAAUCCACGGCUUGCUCCUCAACUUGGCUAAGGCCUCGCCUGUAUACCUGGAUAUACUGGGCUGA
Seriola dumerili (greater amberjack) is the source of this 2693-nucleotide messenger RNA. It is a transcript of the gene ntrk2a, whose product is annotated as neurotrophic receptor tyrosine kinase 2. Gene Ontology annotation, biological process: protein phosphorylation; regulation of phosphatidylinositol 3-kinase/protein kinase B signal transduction; cellular response to brain-derived neurotrophic factor stimulus. NCBI's taxonomy places the organism in Eukaryota, Metazoa, Chordata, Actinopteri, Carangiformes, Carangidae. The coding region runs from base 255 to 2693 and encodes 812 amino acids. The transcript is spliced from 19 exons. The record is from RefSeq and is a predicted model, not a curated record. Gene Ontology annotation, cellular component: axon; signaling receptor complex; plasma membrane. Gene Ontology annotation, molecular function: brain-derived neurotrophic factor binding; ATP binding; brain-derived neurotrophic factor receptor activity.